Molecule: messenger RNA, 1140 nt
Organism: Brenthis ino (lesser marbled fritillary)
Lineage: Eukaryota; Metazoa; Arthropoda; Insecta; Lepidoptera; Nymphalidae
Source: the annotation of a GenBank genome assembly
AUGACGUCCACCGAGCCGCUCAUCGAGCCGUGCGUCGAGCCGUCUAUCGAGUCGAUCGUCGAUCCUCGAUGUCUGGACGGUAGGCUCGACGAGCUGUUAAAAAAAUCUUCAGUUAUGUUUAUUUUUAGCGAGUUUUUUGACUUGAGAAAUGUGUAUGUUAAUAUUUUCUUAAAAUGUCUUAAAUUUCCCAUAGUUAAAGCCGCAAUUAUCAAAGAAACAGUGCCAUGUCUUCGAUCCGAUGGUUCAAUGGGUCAAAUGGUAAUAUGCAAAGAUGAGUCUGGUCAUCGCAUUGAUUGCCCAUGUGAACAAGAAAAAAAUGAAGAUAAAGAAAAUGAGCUUUAUUCAAACAAAAUAUUAUGUUGCCCGUUAGUGAAUAAUUAUAAUAUACAGAAAUGGCUCCCCCAUACUAUGCUGAUCUUGGAAAGAAGGCCAGUGAUGUCUUCUCUAAGGGCUACCAUUUCGGAGUUUUCAAACUUGACCUCAAGACCAAGAGCGAGUCUGGAGUUGAGUUCAGCAGUGGCAUUACCUCCAACCAAGAAAGUGGAAAGGUCUUUGGAUAAGAUUGCAGCUGGACUUAAGGUUACACUUGAGGGAACCUUUGCACCACAGACUGGAAGCAAGUCUGGAAAACUGAAGACCCAAUUCUCCAAUGAAACAGUAGCUAUUAAUACCAACUUGGACCUCGACUUGGCAGGACCCAUUGUCGAUGUUGCUGCAGUGCUUAAGUACCAAGGAUGGCUAGCUGGUGUGCACACACAAUUUGACACACAAAAGGCGAAGUUCUCCAAGAACAACUUUGCCUUUGGCUACCAGACCAAUGACUUCGCUCUGCAUACCAAUGUUGACAAUGGCAAGGAUUUCGGAGGCUCCAUUUACCAGAAGGUAUCAGACAAGUUGGACUGUGGAGUCAGCAUGAAAUGGACAUCCGGCUCCUCCGACACCCUCUUUGGUGUUGGUGCCAAGUUCGCACUUGACCAGGAUGCGUCGCUUCAUGCCAAGAUCAACAAUAAAUCGCUCAUUGGACUCGGUUACCAACAGAAACUGCGCCCAGGCGUAACCCUCACCCUGUCGGCCGCCAUCGACGGCCAGAACUUCAACGCCGGCGGCCACAAGGUCGGCGUCGCCCUCGAGCUGGAACCC